ACAAAAUACGUAGAAAAGAAGAUGAAGAAGAAACAGUAACCAACGAAUAAACAAAGAAACAGCUCCUUCUGACGGGGGCCGAGCUCCAAUUCGUUUCUCUCUCUACCAACAAUCCGCUUCUCUCUCUUCUUUUCAAGAUCCCACGCUUUAUUCACGCACACUUUUUCCUUUCCCUGUGAUUUUUCUGCUGUUGCUUGCAACAACAAAAUCUUGUAUUUUUAUUUUUUCAAAUCUUUCGAAAUUGAGGAGAAGGAGCAGUUCUUGGUGAGGGGAAGAUCUUUGAUUGCUUGAAUCUGUUGAUGGAACAGCUUAUAAACUUCAUCAUUAGGCCGCCAAGAGCUGAAUACAAUCCUAAGAAUGAUUUGCUAGAUCAAGAAUUUAUGCUGAAAGGCAAGUGGUACCAGAGGAAAGAUUUAGAGGUGGUAAAUAGUCGAGGAGAUGUACUUCAAUGCAGCCAUUAUGUGCCUAUUGCCCUCCCUGAAGGAAAACCACUGCCGUGUGUUAUCUAUUGCCAUGGAAAUAGUGGCUGUCGAACAGAUGCCAGUGAAGCUGCUAUUAUAUUGUUGCCUUCUAAUAUAACUGUUUUCACUCUUGAUUUCUCGGGUUCGGGGCUUUCUGGAGGAGAGCAUGUGACUCUUGGUUGGAACGAAAAAGAUGACCUGAAAGCUGUAGUUGAUUAUCUCCGAGCAGAUGGGAAUGUUUCUUUGAUUGGUUUGUGGGGUCGCUCUAUGGGUGCUGUUACCAGCUUGAUGUAUGGAGCUGAGGAUCCUUCCAUUGCUGGCAUGGUUCUGGAUAGUCCCUUUUCCGAUCUGGUUGACUUGAUGAUGGAACUCGUCGAUACUUACAAAGUUCGGCUCCCCAAGUUCACAGUUAAGUUUGCGAUUCAGUACAUGCGGAGAGCAAUUCAGAGAAAAGCUAAGUUUGACAUAACAGACCUGAACACAAUCAAGGUUGCAAAAUAUUGCUUUGUUCCAGCUCUUUUUGGCCAUGCCACUGAUGAUGAUUUCAUACAACCGCAUCAUUCCGACAGAAUAUUUGAUGCCUAUGAGGGGGACAAGAAUAUUAUCAAAUUUGAUGGUGACCACAAUUCUCCCCGCCCUCAGUUUUAUUUCGACUCAAUCUGUAUCUUUUUCAACAACGUAUUGCAGCCCCCUGAGGAUGAAUCAGGGAAAGCAUAUUUCGAUUUGACUCAUGACUAUUUUGGAAAGGGUAGUUGGAGCGAUUUCCGCGAUAUGGAUUUCUCAGAUCAGAUACUAGGUUCAUCUGCUGGUGCAGCCGCUAGUAGCACAGAGGAUGCCAUUAGGCAGCUUCGUUCGAGACGACCUAUGAGCAUGAUUGUGGUUCCUGCAGAUAUGUCGACAGAAGACAAACAAACCGAUGGGCAGGUGGAAAAUAGAGAUUCUGAUUCGCACGCUUCAUCGUCAAAUAUGAUCAGCUUUGAACUCUCUGGUGCCAGUCCGAACAGUUCCCACAUGCCGGCAGGAUUAGAUGACGACGAUUAUGUGGAGUACUCGCUCGAUACUCUGGCAGAUUUCCCGAGCAACGCCGAAGAAGAAGAAAGGAUGCUAAUGGAAGCUAUGCUCGAAUCGCUCAAGGAUAUCGACGCCGGAAACUCUCCAACCGACGAAUCAUCGUCCAGCGGCUGCAGCAAUCUCGACACAGAUCCAAAACUGGCAUCGGAGAAUAUACACAAAGAUUCCAACCCGGAAACAUCAAAAUGUGGGCUGACUCUUGAAAUAGGGACACCCGAAACCCAUCUUCCGGACAGUAACCAAAAUGGACCCGGCGCGGACAUAAUCGAUAGUUCGAAAGAUCCCAAAACUGUAGCAAAUUAUGUCGAAAAGGAAACAACGAACAAGCCGUCGAGCAAUCAGAGCUCGUCGGAAGCAGACAUGGCGGAUCAGACCAAAGUCACCGUACGAGUCGAGAAGAGCCCGUCGAGCAACAUCAUGGAUGGUCUGUUACGCCGGUGGGAUCUCAACUUCUUCCGGAACAGAUGAUCGGUGUACGUCGUCGUAGUCAUCGCCGCCGCCGAAAAAUUGGGAAAGUAAGUUGAUGCAUUUUUAGUUGAUGGAUAGAAGAAUUUGUUGUUGUAACUACAUAUGAAAGGAUGGAUCUUAUUCUUGUGUACAGUUCAUUUGUGUUUAUGAAUUAUAUAUAUAUAUAUAUAUCGUCAUCAAUCACAAUAUACUUAUGCUAA
This is a messenger RNA of Andrographis paniculata, 2200 nucleotides long. RefSeq lists its product as uncharacterized. The record is from RefSeq and is a predicted model, not a curated record. Bases 300 to 2000 code for a protein of 566 amino acids. Lineage: Eukaryota; Viridiplantae; Streptophyta; Magnoliopsida; Lamiales; Acanthaceae. The transcript is spliced from 14 exons.